Messenger RNA from Beauveria bassiana ARSEF 2860, 525 nucleotides. RefSeq lists its product as uncharacterized. Bases 1 to 525 code for a protein of 174 amino acids. Lineage: Eukaryota; Fungi; Ascomycota; Sordariomycetes; Hypocreales; Cordycipitaceae. The transcript has 2 exons. The record is from RefSeq and is a predicted model, not a curated record.
AUGUCUGCAUCGAAAAACGCCGAUUCCGUCGUGGCUGAGCACGCCGAGAUUCACAGCCGAGUGCCUCCCUCCGAGCCUCUCACGAGAAAGGGUCACGCGCCUGGUGUCUUGGUAGGAAACGACCGCGUUCCUGAUUUCGAGGCGGAAACAUACCCACCUGGCACCGCGCCCGCCAGCCAGACUUUCAGACCGAACCCCCAAGGCCAAAUACCUGCCGGUUCCGAAGACGGCUCCAACGGCGCGAAAGCGUCUUCCACCAUUGCCGGGGCCACCUCUGCCGAUGUGCACCAGGGCCUAGGUCACCCGGGCUCGGGCCAGACCUCCAAGGAGCUGCACGGCGGCCACCGUAAGAAGGAGGGUCACUUUGCCGCUCCGGCCAAUGGUAAUCUUAGUAUGGAGGAUUCAAUCGGGUCUCGCAAGCUAGACGUUGGCCGUGAGGGUCGUGGCAAGGCCUCGGAAAAUUAUCCGACCGCCGGAGAACGGGUUCCUGAAAGUGCUGAAACCGUCGCCGCUGAGAGGAAUUGA